AUGCUGCAGCGGGCUCCCCAUCCCAUUGUUCCAUCUGACAGGUCUGAAUUGGACUCUCCAUCUGUUGCAGUGGAUAUCUCAUCAACCACCAGUUGGUCAUCAGUCUCCAACAGCCGCAGGCAACAGCAGCAUGGGGACAUUGAGAUUGUUCAGUGCUUGCAAUUAGAAAAUCAGACACUUAAGAAUGAUAACCAUACUUUGGGCGAGAAGAACAAGACUUUAUCAUCUAAUCAAUGCCGGCAUUCAAGCACCCAAGUUCUGGACAAGCUGAAAGUUUUUGAUGUUGAGCUCUUGACCUUUUCCCACAAGUAUGGAGUUGUUGCAGAGAUGUUCCCACCUGAGCAUUGUAUCCUCAAACUCACUGUGCCAAAUCCUCCACCUGCCAUCCUAUCUGGGAGUUGCUAUGCCAGCAAGAGUGCAGAAGAGCUCUGUCUCGUAACCGAGCUAUACUCACUUCUCCCAGACCAUCUUCAUCAGUUUGUACCUACUUCGCAUUUUCAAUCAUUGCUGGAACAACAACUUCAAGGUGGUCGCUUGAGUGAAAUCAGCAAGUUAAGGGUGAUGGCAGGUCAAAUUUUUGGUCUCAAUCCAUCAUACUUUGACACCGGCUUUACGAAUCGAGAUACAAUCCCCGAGAUCCAGAAGAUGCUUGGUAUGACUGGUAGUCGUUCAUCAUCAAAGUUCCCACCUGUCCUUUUUACAAGGCAAGAAAGGGACCCCACGAUGUCCACAGUUUUUGGAAAUUGGGAGCCACUUGCAAAGGUACUUAUUUAUUGA
Messenger RNA from Suillus subaureus, 777 nucleotides. RefSeq lists its product as uncharacterized. The record is from RefSeq and is a predicted model, not a curated record. Bases 1 to 777 code for a protein of 258 amino acids. NCBI's taxonomy places the organism in Eukaryota, Fungi, Basidiomycota, Agaricomycetes, Boletales, Suillaceae. The transcript has 3 exons.